Polyodon spathula (Mississippi paddlefish) is the source of this 1623-nucleotide messenger RNA. RefSeq lists its product as uncharacterized. The record is from RefSeq and is a predicted model, not a curated record. Bases 34 to 1623 code for a protein of 529 amino acids. The transcript is spliced from 6 exons. NCBI's taxonomy places the organism in Eukaryota, Metazoa, Chordata, Actinopteri, Acipenseriformes, Polyodontidae.
GAUCCUCUGCAGAACGAAGCAGCUGCGAAUUCCAUGUCAGGGACAGGAAACUUGGAUCGUGGAGGGAAUUUGAGCUUGCUUACUGGUUUAGCCAUUCCUUAUACCGAGGACGUUUUUUCUGAACAGGAUUACUUUUCAACAAAUGGAAAAGGUGAACUUUCUAAGAUUGCUGAUUAUUCUGCAGAUCAACAGCUGCAGUCUCUUGAUCCUGUGUUUGCUGAGACUGAAUCUGAUGCUGCAAACUAUGGGCUUUUUGAUUUCAGCCAGCAUUAUAGGUAUGAUGAGGAUGCACUUGAACAGCCUAUCUUUUCCAAUCCAGAGAGUGACUUCAAUUCUGAUUUGACCAAGAACUCUGUCCCUUUAGUUGCUACUGAUUACCCUGUAGCUUCAGAAUCUGAAGGUGAUGUGGAACAUGUACGCUUUACUGAUCAGAGUAAUGACCCUGAUGUUGACUUCCCUGAAGUCUUUGCAUAUGCUAAUUUAGUUACUUCAGCUAAAGAGAAUGUGUCCAAUACUCUAGCGACAGAAAUGCAUAUAGGUGAACUUGGCAAUGAAGAGUUUGACAACUAUACAUCUGGUACCUACUCUGAAACCUUAGGCUAUGAUUUUGCCUCGUUUUUUGCUCUUUCAAAGGAAGGUAGUGAUUCUUUGCCCCCUGAAGAUGUAGUUACUGGUGACCUUACUGGAGUGCAUGCAGCUUUUGACUGCUCUGUGCUUACUGAUAUAAAUCUGGAAUUGUAUGAAGCUGUCAAGAUUACCAGUGCACGCAAGUUUCCUAAUCUCUCCAGAGGUCGCGUAUUGCCAAGCAGCGUCUAUGAUGCCUCUAUAGGACCCUACGGUGUCUUCAAUCUACCUAUUGAGAUCCCAGGAAACCCUCCUCGCUGUAGCACAGCGGCACUGGCAGAUCCUUCUCCAAAAAGUGAAAGCGGGCCAACCUCUCUGGUUUCGGCAACUACAUGCGGUGUUACAGAAAUGACCAUCAAAUUGUUUGGUGGAAGGCUGACAGACCUCAAAGUGCGAGUCUCCUUUAUACUUGUUGAAGUAAACAAGAUUAUGCAGAGGUGCAGGUACAAGGUGUUGGAGAAAAAUGGAGUUGUCCGCUUUACAACUGACUUCAAAGGUUGCAAUGUGAAAGAACUGGGUGGGCAAUAUGUCUUGACCCUAAUGUGGAGAAACAAAUAUGUGAAUAUGUCCUGUCCAAUUCCCACACCUGAUAGACCUAUUACAAUCUGUGGUGACAGAAGCAUGACCAUCAAACUCCCAGCUGGACCAAUAGAAGCACUUCGUGUAAAAGAUAAAUUCAACAAAUGGGUAUCCAUUCACAAAGUUGCUGUUCAAUGCAAAUAUCAACUGUUGAGUGAUUCAGAGGGAAGGAUCACUUUCACUACUUCAUACAAUGGAUGUCACGUGAGGAGACUGAUGGAUCGUUAUUUCUAUAACCUCUACUAUCAGAUUGCUCCAGGGAAGCUAGGACAGACACUCAUGUCUUGUAGGACCGGAGUUAAUGUUGCAGUCCCACCUGAAGAGUCUUUGCCGUCUGUGUUUUGUGCCAAGUCUGGCAUGAUAAUCAGAUUGCCUAAGGGAAGUCUUAACGCAGUCAAAGUGAGAGUGAAGGCCAGGUGA